This is a messenger RNA of Penicillium paradoxum, 366 nucleotides long. The record is from RefSeq and is a predicted model, not a curated record. NCBI's taxonomy places the organism in Eukaryota, Fungi, Ascomycota, Eurotiomycetes, Eurotiales, Aspergillaceae.
AUGCAUACAACUGAGGAUUCGCUGGUGGUCACCCACCCAACUACUAACUCACCGGCGUGUGGCUUAAGUACGGCUGAGCGGACGGGAAGCCCUGUUUUCCACACCCUAUGGUCUGAGGAUUCGCUGGUGGUCACCCACCCAACUACUAACUCACCGGCGUGUGGCUUGAGUACGGCUGAGCGGACGGGAAGCCCUAUUUUCCACACCCUAUGGUCUCUAGAUGAAGAAGAGGAAUAUACAAAAUGUCCGAAACCCCAACUCUUUCCUAGUAACCAAAGGAACAGUCGCGCGGCGGGGGUAACAAGGGGUGAGAAGCUGAGUGAGAAUCACCUGCCACCCGAAAGCUACACUGAUCUUCCAACCUAA